CCCUCCCCUCCCCGCCCACGUGAGCACGUCUAGGUUCCUCCUCUUAGGCCGGGCUUUCGGGAAUCCUCUCUGCUAGUUCUGCGCAAGCCCGAGUCUUAGGCCCCGCCCCGCUCCCAGUCUGACUGUCUUCCCUGGAGAACCUGGCCAACCAUGGUGAAUUUGGGCCUGUCCCGAGUGGAUGACGCAGUGGCCGCCAAGCACCCGGGACUCGAGGAAUAUGCCGUGUGCCAGUCGAGCGCCUUCAUGAAGGGCGUUUUCACCUUUGUCACAGGCACUGGAGCGACCUUCGGUCUGCAGCUGUUCAUUAAGCGGAAGUUUCCAUACCCUUUCCAGUGGAGCUUCCUGGUGUCUGCCGUUGUAGGAUCUGUGGCCAGCUACAAGGUGACAAGAAUGGAGUCUCAGAAAUGCAGAGAUCUCUGGCUCUUCCUGGAGACAGGGAAACUCCCCAAAGACAUGGGCACAGAUCGUCGCAACUAGAAGAGCUCUGGCUGCUGGGGUGUGAAGGAUCUGAUGCAGGGGAAAUCCUGGAGCACAGACUCUGACACCAUCUAACUCCAGGCUGACCCUUCGUACUUCACCAAACACACACACACACCCUUGAGUUUCGUCACCUGUCCUCUACACGUGUGCAUGGGCAAGCCCGCCUGACAGCCUGUGAUGCCAUUGCUGCCCCAAAUCCAGGACUUGCCAGGAGCCCAGUUCAGAAAAGGGCUUGGGAGAGGGGGUCUCCUCCGGAGCGGCAGGAAGCAGGGUGUCAGAGAGGGCUGUCUGUGUCCUGCCGCUCACAACCGUGGAGGCAGCAAUCCAAAGUGGUGAAAGAGACUUGUGUAUCGUCUCCAGUGUUUUGGGGUCCCUUUUCUGACCUCUGUGACCCAAGUCCAAGGAUAAUUAUGGAGGGUUGUGGCUAAUAAAUGGUUUGUCCUUUU
This is a messenger RNA of Mesocricetus auratus (golden hamster), 926 nucleotides long. It is a transcript of the gene Tmem141, whose product is annotated as transmembrane protein 141. The transcript has 5 exons. Lineage: Eukaryota; Metazoa; Chordata; Mammalia; Rodentia; Cricetidae. Bases 151 to 477 code for a protein of 108 amino acids. The record is from RefSeq and is a predicted model, not a curated record.